Messenger RNA from Stegastes partitus (bicolor damselfish), 2328 nucleotides. RefSeq names its product protocadherin alpha-8-like. Gene Ontology annotation, molecular function: calcium ion binding. Gene Ontology annotation, biological process: homophilic cell-cell adhesion. The record is from RefSeq and is a predicted model, not a curated record. Bases 1 to 2328 code for a protein of 775 amino acids. The transcript has 2 exons. NCBI's taxonomy places the organism in Eukaryota, Metazoa, Chordata, Actinopteri, Pomacentridae. Gene Ontology annotation, cellular component: plasma membrane.
AUGAUUCUAUUGCUGCUUUUCGGAAAGCAGGCGUUUGCUCAGAUAAGAUACUCUGUUCCAGAGGAGGUAAAGGAAGGAACUGUUGUUGGAAAUGUUGCAAAGGACCUUGGCCUUGACAUCGCCUCUUUAACUGAUCGACGGUUCCGUGUUGUCUCUGGAUCGAAGGAUACAUUUUUUGACGCAAACCAGGAUAAUGGAGCUCUCUAUGUGCACAAGAAAAUUGACAGAGAGGAGCUGUGUCAGGGUGGUGGUACAUGCCUGAUGGAGCUCAAGAUCAUAGUGGAAAACCCUUUGGAAAUGCACUACGUUAUUGUGGAAAUUACAGAUGUAAACGAUCACUCACCUAGUUUUCCCGAAAAAGAGCAGAUGUUUGAAAUAUUUGAACAAACAUUGCCAGGGAGACGAUUUCAGCUGCACACUGCUCGUGACCCCGAUGCUGGAAUUAACUCUAUUCGUACCUACAUGUUAACGUCAAAUGAACAUUUUGAAAUAGAUAUCCGUCAAAGCGAUGAGGACAAAAUACCAUUUUUAGUGCUGAAGAAGUCCUUAGAUAGAGAACAACGAAGGAAACACUUGCUAGUAGUGACAGCAGUUGAUGGAGGUAAACCUCCCAGAUCAGGAACACUGAAUGUUUCUAUUAUUGUUCUUGACAGUAAUGAUAACCGCCCAACAUUUAGUCAAGAGAUUUACACAAUUGAAAUACAGGAAAAUGUUCCAAUUGGAACGUCCGUAUUUCAAAUGAAUGCCACGGAUCCAGAUGAAGGCACCAACAGUGAGACUGAAUACAGCCUUGGAAAAACACUAAAGAAGAGAGUCUAUGAUAUUUUUGAACUGGACAAAUUAACUGGAGAAAUAACAGUAAAAGGAGUGGUGGACUUUGAAGAAAACAACGUUUAUAAACUGGAUGUUGAGGCAUCAGACAAAGGAACACCUCCACUGACCGGUGAGUGUAGAGUCAUCAUAAAGAUUAAAGAUGUUAAUGAUAAUCCACCAGAAAUAGAAAUCACAUCACUGUCAAAUACAGUGUCAGAAGAGUCAAAGCCUGGAACAGUCAUUUCACUACUUAGUGUAACAGAUAAAGAUUCUGGAGUUAAUGGGAAAAUAAUAUCAACCAUAACUUCAGAUGUGCCUUUUGAGUUAAAGCCAUCAUAUAAAGAAAACAUAUAUUCAGUAGUCACUAAGGGACUUUUGGAUCGAGAGGAAGUGGCACAUUAUGAAAUAACGAUAAAAGCCACAGACUGUGGUGAGCCUCCUUUAUCUACUUUUAAAACACUCAGUAUCCAGAUAUCAGACGUGAAUGACAACAGUCCACAAUUUUCACAAAAUCCAUUACACUUUUACUUGUCAGAGAAUAAUGUUGCUGGAGCGUCAAUAUUCUCUGUAAAGGCAACGGAUAAAGAUGUGAACGACAACGCAGCUAUUUCAUAUCAUAUUGUGAGGGAAGGGAGUCAGAAUGACGUUUUGUCCUUCCUCAAUGUGAACCCAGACAAUGGACACAUCACAGCGCUGAAAAGUUUCGACUUUGAAACGCUGAAAACGUUCCAGUUCCAAGUGGUUGCCACAGAUUCUGGAGCUCCGUCACUCAGCAGCAACGUCACAGUCAACGUGUUCAUUCUGGAUCAGAACGACAACGCUCCAGUCAUCCUGUAUCCACUCAGCUCCAACGGCUCUGCUGAAGGUGUGGAGGAGAUUCCCCGCAAUGUCAACGCGGGACACUUGGUCACCAAAGUCAGAGCCUAUGACGCUGAUAUAGGAUAUAACGGAUGGUUGCUCUUCUCACUGCAGGAACUCACUGACCACAGUCUCUUUGGUCUGGACCGAUAUACAGGACAGAUCAGAACACUUCGCUCAUUCACAGAGACAGACGAGGCUGAGCACAAACUGGUCAUACUGGUCAAAGACAAUGGAAACGUUUCACUCUCAGCUACAGCUACUGUCAUUGUCAAACUUGUGGAGCCCAAAGAGGCUUUUGCAGCUUCUGAUGUCAAAAGUGCAGCAAAAGUUGAUGAUGAGGACAAUGUGACUUUUUACCUGAUGAUAACUUUGGGCUCAGUUUCUGUACUUUUUCUCAUCAGCAUCAUCGUGCUGAUUGCAAUGCAGUGCUCCAAAUCCACAGACUAUACUUCUAAAUAUCUGCAAGAGACCAAUUAUGAUGGGACACUGUGUCACAGCAUCCAGUACAGAUCUGGAGACAAACGCUACAUGCUAGUUGGACCCAGAAUGAGCAUAGGAUCUACAAUAGUACCUGGAAGCCAUGCAAAUACUCUAGUGCUCCCUGACAGGAGGAGAACAUCAGAGGAGUCGAAGGAUGUUCAGACCAUUAUCUGA